Racocetra fulgida is the source of this 696-nucleotide messenger RNA. The record is from the annotation of a GenBank genome assembly. Lineage: Eukaryota; Fungi; Glomeromycota; Glomeromycetes; Diversisporales; Gigasporaceae.
CUCAAGACUUAACGACCAUUUAUGAAAAUGCACAAUGCAACCAAUAUAUUGCCAAAGCAUUAAUUGACCGAACUAAGACUGCGGAAUGUUUCUUAGAUAUAUUAUCUAGAAGUGAAGAACAUGAAGCUAUCACUAAGAUUAUUGUUCAAGAAAAGGUUGAAAUUUAUGAAAACACAAAAUGUACCGAAUAUACCUGUCAAAUACUUUCUAAAAGUGAAAGUAACCCAGCUUUUUCAGAAAAAAAUUUCUAUCUUGCCACUCAGAGGUUCAAAAAUACGUUAAAUCAGGCCAAGAGUUUUGCAGAAGAAGUAACCAAAUUUAAGGGAAUUAAAAAAUAUUGGAAUGCUAAUUAUGCGAGAAAAAAGUUUGAUAAGUUAAUGAAAGAAUAUGAUAGUUACAUGGGUGAUUUGAAUACUACCAUAACAAUAACAAACGCAGUUCAGCACAUGAUCGAUAUGAAGAUAGUUAUAAAACAAUUUGAAAAUCUUGAUAAAUUUCUUAAAAAUAACAAAAAGAGUACUGACAAUAUAACUAUUCAGGAAUCAUCUUGUAAUCAUAACCAAUCAUUGACUGUCAUUGAUCCUGAUGACUUAAGUGAUCCUGCCAUUAUAGGAAAAAAAAACUCCAGUAGUUCCGUUUUUAAAAAGUUAUACAAAAAAAAUAUUGAUGUAGCAUGUAAACCAUGUAAAAAAGGCC